UUAAACACUGUACGCCCGACAGCCAUAUAUCGCGCUUUCGAUCGGAACGGCGGGUGAAACUGCUUCAAGGUUAAACUAGUUAAGUUCGCUACUUAAUUCGCAUAUCUUGCUUAUCCCGUGCAUAACAACAAAAAGGAUAUACCAUGUGGACAUAUACUGCGCUACUCGUGGUCACCAUGGUCAUGACCGGAAGUGGGGAGGACGUAGAGGUGAGCCAAUCUGGAGUGACCACCAAGGUCCUCGGAAGGUCUGGCAAGAUCACCCUCACUAAAGAUGACAGUUCAGUGACUGUUGAGUUUGACAAUCUGAAAGAGAAGCUGGCGGACGGUUCUGACAUUAAGGACAAUAGCCACAAAUUCAACAACUUUGCCAGCCAAGAUUUUACCUUCUCGGCCGUUACCGAUGUCGACUACCCGGAUACGGAAAUUGGAACCAAGAAGGUUACCUUUACCGCAACGCUGUCAAACUCGGCGACAUUUCAGAUCGAAAUGUACUUCUUUAAUGAAGAUGGAAACGUAACAGUUGGCGACGAAACUAGUUCAGUGAAAGAGGGCGACGUCAAAUUCAACACGAAGGUGAAUGGAUGGACGUUCUGCGAUGGAACGAAUGCGUGCCAGCAGAGCGAGACUGGAGCGUUUCUAGAUUUUGACAUCGUCAUUAAGGGGAAAAAUGAUAAAGGCGAAAAAACGAGUGAGUCUGGCAAACCCGACAAGCUUUCUGUUGGUAACGCUGACGUAUAUUUGUCAAACAAGAUUACAAAAGACAACCAAAUCGUCGACAUGGCGGACGGUUUCCCUAAGGUAUUCACUCAGGGAAGCAAGCAGAUCAUACGUUUCCGGUUCCCAAUGUUUACCGGAAGUAUCUUCUACGACCCACAGAUUCACAUGGGUGGAGCCGGAAGUCUGGUCGCGUCCAUGGCGCUCAUUAUUGUUGCAACAGUUGCAGCCGUGUGCAGAAUCAUUUAAACAACUAGCAAACAUGCUGUAGGUUGGGGGUUUUUUUUGCCUUCACUGCUUUACAACAACCUGGGACGACCAGAUCCUACUAUUUAUAUAAAACGUCGUAGAUUAUAUGUCUAUGUAUUAAUAUUGCUUAAAACCCGCUAUAAACAGGGAGGUGACGUAUUUUACUUUUCUGCAAUCAUUGAGUGAGCAAUAUGUUCGGUUGUUAUCAAUAUGUCGGUUUUAUUUUAAAAAAGUACCGAUUCUGGAACAAUGUAUGCGUCCAGUAUGUGGCGAAAGGCAUAUUCUUCAAACGAUAUUUUUUACCCAACCCCCUUUGUUUGUUGCAAGUUACGCCCCCCCCCCCCCUUCCCUCUGUAUAAAUAUGCAAGCGUAAUUGCAAAACAUGUUCCCGGUAUAACACUUGUAACUGCAAAUAAGGUAUGUCCAAGUCCUUAUCACGAAUAUUAUUUUGUAAAGGAUUGAUAGGCAGCAUUGUGUUGAUGUCUAAAUGUUUGAAAAAUAUGAAUCAGAAAACUCACUAAAUCUGUUUUGCAUCAUUGUUCCCAAAACUGUUAUUCAUUCAAGAAGAACUACAACUCUCUACAUUUCUUUACAAUUCGCAGGAAUCAUGGGCCUUUACUUCAGAUUUUUACGAUAAUUUAUUAAUUGUUUUUUUUUUUAUCAAGAGGUUUAUUUAAUGUAAUGCUGUUAUACAUAUCCACAUUGUAUUUAAAGUAAACAGUUUGUAAUGUAACAUUUAAUUCGGCCAUCCUUUGAUGCACGUACUCACUCCAUUAUUCUUUUUGUGUUAAUAUGAUUAUAUACUAUAGAAUGUGAAAGUGUAUGAUAUAAUAAUUUCAUAAUAAUACUUGUUAUUCGA
Molecule: messenger RNA, 1824 nt
Organism: Mya arenaria
Lineage: Eukaryota; Metazoa; Mollusca; Bivalvia; Myida; Myidae
Product: skeletal aspartic acid-rich protein 1-like
Exons: 5
Coding region: 144-965 (273 amino acids)
Source: RefSeq, a predicted model, not a curated record